Molecule: messenger RNA, 1785 nt
Organism: Effrenium voratum
Lineage: Eukaryota; Dinophyceae; Suessiales; Symbiodiniaceae
Source: the annotation of a GenBank genome assembly
AUGUGCUGGAGGGACAGGGCCGGCGACGGACUUGAGCACGAGAGCCAUGGCAAGGUCGGCCCCGCCCUGCUGCGCAGUUGGGGGGCCUCCCCCUCCAGCCUUGCGGGCGCACGCCGCCGGGGCGGCAGCCGCUCGGGCCGCCGCGCCAGCGCCCGCGGCGCCGUCCUCCUGGCCGCGCUGCCAAUGUUCCGCUUCCAGCGGCGUAGGGACCUGCAGCUGCGGAGCUGGCAGGGCGUGGAGGACCGGAGCGAGGUGCAGGGCCUGGGCAAGCCUAGCAGAGUCUACUGCCUCCGCUCUUUCCUGCCAAAGGAGCAGGUGGCGGAGUUGCGGGAGUACCUGCGCAGCUCUGAAGACUACGAGAUUUCCUCGGACUCUGUAGACGAGGCUCCGACCUUCGAGUUCUACCCUUGCGCCCGCGGGCGCUGGCGGGACUCGGUCUUAGAGCGCCUGCUGGGCCCUGCGGCGGAGGAGCUCCAGCAGCUGCUGAAGCAACGCCUGGGCGCAGGUGCGCUGUCUGAGGUCCUGGUCCGUCGGUAUCUGCCCUCGGAGCGCCGGGGCCACGGGCUCCACUACGAUGGCCACGCCUUCGUGACGGCGGUGCUGGGAGUCUCCGAGGUGGAGGACUUCCGUGGAGGACUCUUCCUGCAGAGUGAGGCCCACCUGAGCUCCCGGCGUUAUGUGGAGCUGAAGCCGGGGGAUUUGUUAGUGCACUCCUUCGACCUGCAGCACGGAGUGGAGGUGCUGGAGGGGUGCCGCUACAGCCUCAUCUUCUGGUUCAAGGACUCCGAGGAGUCGGUGCUGGCCAGCACGACGCCCUGGUACGAUGAGCUGGCGGAGGCUGAGGACGUGCAUGCGCUCUACAACCUGGGCGUGCAGCAUGAGCUCGGUGUGUCGGGCAAGGAGCAAGACCUGGACCUGGCGCGUCAGUUCUACCGCCGCAGCGCGGAGCAGGGCCACCCCUUCGCGCAGAACAACCUGGCGCUCCUCUGCGAGGAGCCCGAGGCGGGCCAGUGGCUGCGGCGGGCCGCGGCCCAGGGCCACGCCACGGCGCAGAUGAACCUGGCGGCACAGGUGCCGGAGGCGGAAGCGGUCGUCUGGAUGCGGAGGGCGGCAGAGCAGCUGGAUCCCAAGGCCGCCUACUGCCUGGGCGAGAUGUACCAGCGCGGCUACGGCAUGGCUCCGGACCUGUCGGAGGCGCGGCGCUGGUACCGGCGCAGUGCAGACAGGGGCCACUUCCCCUCCCUCACGCAGCUGGGCCUCCUGAGUUUCGAGGAGGGAAAUUUCGAGGAGGCCCGUGGCCUCUUUGAGGCAGCCUCCUUGGGGGACUCAGAGGCGUUUGGGCACCUCGUGGCUGCAAGGGCGCUGCUCGGGGAGAAGCCGCUGGACAUCUGGCAGGAGCUGGCGGACGAGGGCCAGCCUGAGGCGCUGUUCCAGCUGGGCAUGAGUUACCUCAACGGCGAGGGUGUUAGCGUGGACGAGGAGAAAGCGUUUCGGCUGCUGCAGACGGCGGCGGAACUGGGCCACGGCGAUGCGGCCGAGUGCUUGUGGCACCUCGAGGAGGAGGAUGAUGGCGAGUAUGCACCAGCGCUGGACGGAACAAGCGUUGGCCCUCGCGAGAUGCAUGAAGAAACGACGAUUCACCACGAGUCGACGGGUGGAUGUCACACCAACAAGAUGAUUGGACAAUCCAAGAACCGGCAAGACUGGUGGGAGAGGAAGUGCAAGGACAAGAACAAAGAUGAUUGCAAGGCCAAGAAGGAGUGUGACUGGUCUGGCUGGUGGUGA